This is a messenger RNA of Poecilia reticulata (guppy), 1142 nucleotides long. The record is from RefSeq and is a predicted model, not a curated record. NCBI's taxonomy places the organism in Eukaryota, Metazoa, Chordata, Actinopteri, Cyprinodontiformes, Poeciliidae.
AAGCAGAAAUCAGGAUAAUUAUCUUAAUUCUAAUCCAAACCUUCUUUACAGGAACAAACAUUACAAACAACAAUGAGUUGAGGAUCGUGAUGGUGGGGAAGACUGGGAUUGGGAAGAGCGCUACUGGAAACACUAUUCUGGGUCGAGAGUGCUUUGAAUCCAAAUGCAGCGCCAAAUCCCUGACUGUUGACUGCUCCAAAGGCUCCAGUAAUGUGGAUGGACAGCAGGUUGCUGUCAUUGAUACUCCAGGUCUGUUUGACACCAGGUGUGGAGAAGAUAAAACAAAAAAAGAUCUGAGUCAGUGCGUCUUUUAUGCUGCUCCUGGACCCCACAUCUUCCUGGUGGUUGUUCCAGUCGGCAGAUUCACAGAAGAAGAAAAACAAUCGGUGCAAAAGAUUCAAGAACUCUUUGGAGAGGCAGCAGACAGAUACAGCAUGGUUCUGUUUACCCGUGGAGAUGAGCUUGAUUCCACCAUUGAAGAUUAUUUGUGUAAAAGCCCAGAGCUGCAGGAUCUGGUGUCCAAGUGUAAUGACCAGUAUCAUGUCUUCAACAAUAAGAUGAAGGAUAAGAAACCUCAGGUCACUGAGCUGCUGAAGAAGAUCAGAACCAUUGUUGACAAGAAUGGAGGAAGUCACUACACCAAUGAGAUGUUCCAAGAGGCUGAGAGGAAAAUCGAAGAGAAGAAACAAAGAAUCCUGAAGGAGAAAGAAGAAGAAAUACGUAAAGAGAAAGAAGAACUGGAGAGAAAAAUAAAAGAAAAGUAUGAGAAAGAGAUUCAGAAAUUGAUUGAGCUACUCCAGCAUUUCCAGAUUGAGAGAGAGACAGAGAGAAAGGAGAGAAUGACAGAGAGAGAGGCAGAGAGAAAGGAGAGAGUGGCAGAGAGAGAGGCAGAGAGAAAGGAGAGAAUGACAGAAAGAGAGGCAGAGAGAAAGGAGAGAGAGGCAGAGAGAAAGGAGAGAAUGGAAGAGAGGAUGUGGAAGAAUGAUAAGAGAGAGAAGGAGCUUGAAACCCUGAAAAAAGAACUGAAGGAAAAGCAGAAGAGAGAAAUUCAAGCAGAGAAAGCCAGGCUGCAGUCAAACUAUGAAUCUGAAGCCAGAGAAAAAGCUGAACAAAAUAAUAGUUCACAUUGUUCAGUUUGUUAA